Molecule: messenger RNA, 1138 nt
Organism: Leptinotarsa decemlineata (Colorado potato beetle)
Lineage: Eukaryota; Metazoa; Arthropoda; Insecta; Coleoptera; Chrysomelidae
Biological process (GO): regulation of transcription by RNA polymerase II
Cellular component (GO): PcG protein complex; transcription regulator complex; chromatin
Molecular function (GO): DNA-binding transcription factor activity, RNA polymerase II-specific; RNA polymerase II cis-regulatory region sequence-specific DNA binding
Source: RefSeq, a predicted model, not a curated record
UGAUCCAUUUGAAGUAAGUCUCUCAAAGAAUGAAUUAGAGCUAGAACAAAUCAAAAGUGAAGAAUUCAUUGACGUUGUUGAUCACCACAUUAAAUCUGAGAAGGUCCAGGAAGAACUAAAUGAAGGGUUAUUUUGUGAGGUGUGCAAAGGAGUUUUCAGUUCAACCGAUUUUCAUAUUCCUGAUGGGUUAAGAUUGAACUGUAAUUGUCCAUACCAAAAUAAGACUAAUGAUAUUCAAGAUCCUGGAAUCAUUCAUUUCAAAAUUCAAGAAGAAUCAAUCGAUCAGAAGAAAAAAGAUAGUUUUGAUGUAUUAUUCAGUCCUGAAUACUAUUCGAAUUCAAUUGAAGAGAAAAACGAAAUUGAGACAAAAAAUUGGAAUAAAGAAACUGAUACGAAAUCUGUUGAAAACAGGUCUACAAGGAAGAUUCCAUUUCAUUGUAAAAUAUGUUCAAAAGCAUUCAUUCGAACUUGUGAUUUGAAAGCGCAUGAAAGAACACACACCGGUGAAAGACCAUUCAAGUGUAAUUUGUGCUUCAAAUCUUUCGCUCAGCGUGGAACUUUGAGGUUGCAUGAGAAAUCUCACACUGGUGAAAGGCUGUUUAAUUGUAGCAUCUGCUCAAAGUCAUUCAUUCAUCUGACAAAUUUGAAAAGGCAUGAAAAAACUCAUACUGGUGAAAAACCAUUUCUAUGUAAAAUCUGCUCAAAAUCUUUUGUUCGUAAGUCAAGUCUCGUGAUUCAUUUAAGAAGCCAUAGCGGUGAGAAACCAUAUAAUUGUAAAAAUUGUUCAAAAUCUUUCAGUCAGAGCGGUAGUUUGAGAUCUCAUGAGAAAGUUCACACUGGAGAAAAACCAUAUCAGUGCAAAUUUUGCUCGAAAUCGUUCAGUCAAAAUAGUUCCUUGAAAUUACAUGAAAAAACGCAUACUGGAGAAAAACCAUUUCAGUGUAAAUUAUGCUCAAAAUAUUUCACUCAGCGUGGAACUUUGAGAUUGCAUGAAAAAACUCACACUGGUGAGAAACCCUUUCAGUGUAAAAUCUGCUUAAAGUCAUUCAUUCAAGUAACAGAUUUAAAAAGACAUGAAAAAAUUCAUACGGGAGAAAGACCAUUUCAGUGUGAAAUCUGNGUGCGAGCUAAGGACUAA